AUGGGUGUCCAAGAAGUUUUAAAGAGAAAGAGCGGUGUCAUUGUCGGUGACGAUGUCAGAGCCUUAUUCGACCACGCUAAGGCCAACAACUACGCUAUCCCAGCUAUUAAUGUCACUUCCACCUCUACUGCUGUCGCUGCUUUAGAAGCUGCUAGAGAUGCUAAGUCUCCAAUCGUUUUACAAACCUCUAACGGUGGUGCUGCUUACUUCGCUGGUAAGGGUGUCUCUAACGAAGGUCAAAACGCUUCCAUCCAAGGUUCCAUCGCUGCUGCUCACUACAUCAGAUCCAUUGCCCCAGCUUACGGUAUCCCAGUCGUCUUACACUCUGACCAUUGUGCUAAGAAAUUAUUACCAUGGUUCGAUGGUAUGUUAGAAGCUGAUGAAGCUUACUUCAAGGUCCACGGUGAACCAUUAUUCUCUUCCCAUAUGUUAGAUUUAUCUGAAGAAUCCGACGAUGAAAACAUCAGUACUUGUGUCAAGUACUUCAAGAGAAUGUCUGCCAUGAACCAAUGGUUAGAAAUGGAAAUAGGUAUCACUGGUGGUGAAGAAGAUGGUGUUAACAACGAACACGUCUCCAAGGAAGACUUAUACACUUCCCCAGAAACUGUCUUCGCUGUCCACGAAGCUUUAGCCCCAAUCUCCGCUAAUUUCUCCAUUGCUGCUGCUUUCGGUAACGUUCACGGUGUUUACAAGCCAGGUAACGUCGUCUUAUCCCCAGAAAUCUUAGGUGACCACCAAAAGUAUGCUGCUGAAAAGAUUGGUGCCGCCGCUGACUCUAAGCCAUUAUACUUAGUAUUCCACGGUGGUUCUGGUUCUACUCAAGAAGAAUUUAACACUGGUAUCAGCAACGGUGUUGUUAAGGUUAAUUUAGACACUGACUGUCAAUACGCUUACUUAACUGGUAUCAGAGACUACGUCUUAACCAAGAAGGACUACAUUAUGACUAUGGUCGGUAACCCAGACGGUGCUGACAAGCCAAACAAGAAGUACUUCGACCCAAGAGUCUGGGUUAGAGCCGGUGAAGUCACUAUGACUAAGAGAAUCGACGAAGCUUUAACCAUCUUCCACACUAAGAAUGUCUUAUAA
Messenger RNA from Tetrapisispora phaffii CBS 4417, 1086 nucleotides. RefSeq names its product fructose-bisphosphate aldolase FBA1 (gene FBA1). Gene Ontology annotation, molecular function: zinc ion binding; fructose-bisphosphate aldolase activity. The transcript has a single exon. Gene Ontology annotation, cellular component: cytosol. The record is from RefSeq and is a predicted model, not a curated record. Gene Ontology annotation, biological process: glycolytic process; gluconeogenesis. The coding region runs from base 1 to 1086 and encodes 361 amino acids. Lineage: Eukaryota; Fungi; Ascomycota; Saccharomycetes; Saccharomycetales; Saccharomycetaceae.